Tarenaya hassleriana is the source of this 2213-nucleotide messenger RNA. RefSeq names its product ABC transporter G family member 21-like. The record is from RefSeq and is a predicted model, not a curated record. The transcript has 5 exons. Lineage: Eukaryota; Viridiplantae; Streptophyta; Magnoliopsida; Brassicales; Cleomaceae. Gene Ontology annotation, cellular component: membrane. Gene Ontology annotation, molecular function: ATP binding; ATP hydrolysis activity; ABC-type transporter activity. The coding region runs from base 52 to 2109 and encodes 685 amino acids.
AUUACCUGUGACCCUUCAACUCACACACCAAAAUUCAUUUUCUCUCUCAAGAUGAUGCCUCCUGGUGAACAAGAAGCCAGCAUUGCCAUGAAGACCGGUCCGGUUAACGCUGUGCUUGCAAACCGGUCCGAGACCAUGCCGGUUCACGCUGAUCGGUCUAGUUCCCCUAGCCACGUAAUCCCUUGCCCCGACGAAGAAAAUCCAAGUCCUCAUCAAGAUCAUCAAUUAAGAAAAUCUUCCGUUCUUCGCCGAUCUUUACGUCCCGUGAUUCUCAAGUUCGAGGACCUGACGUAUAGCAUCAAUUUGCGAACCGGGAAGGGUAGUUUUUGGUUCGGAUCACACGAACCGAAAUCGACUCGGUUAAUCCUCAACGGCGUAACCGGUAUAGUCAAACCGGGAGAGCUACUCGCAAUGCUCGGGCCAUCAGGAAGCGGCAAGACCACCCUCUUAACGGCGUUAGCUGGGCGUUUAAACGGCAAGCUCUCCGGCUCCGUCACAUAUAACGGACAGCCGUUUUCCAGCUCCGUGAAACGCAAAAUAGGAUUCGUGACCCAAGACGACGUCCUCUACCCUCACUUAACCGUCACGGAGACGUUAACUUUCACGGCGAUGCUCCGUCUACCCAAGGAACUAACCCGGUUAGAGAAAAUCGAACAGGUGGAAUCGGUUAUAUCGGAUCUCGGGUUAAACCGGUGCAGCAACAGCGUAAUCGGAGGCGGUUUGAUCCGAGGAAUUUCGGGUGGGGAGAGAAAACGGGUCAGUAUCGGGCAAGAGAUGCUCGUGAACCCGAGCCUGCUUCUCCUCGACGAACCGACGUCGGGCCUGGAUUCGACCGCGGCGGCGCGAGUGAUCGCCACCGCACGUGGGUUGGCGCGUGGAGGCCGUACGGUGGUCACGACCAUUCACCAGCCGUCGAGUCGGCUUUAUAAGAUGUUCGACAAGGUCCUUAUUCUCUCGGAAGGGUCGCCGAUUUAUAGUGGGGAGUCGGGUCGGGUCAUGGAGUAUUUCGGGUCCAUUGGGUUCCAACCCGGUUCGAGUUUCGUUAACCCGGCGGAUUUCGUUCUUGAUCUCGCUAACGGCAUAACUCCGGACACAAAACAAUACGAUCAAGUUGAAGUUCAUGGAAGAUUAGAGCGACACGAAGAACAGAAUUCUGUGAAACAAAUGUUAAUACAUUCUUACAGAAAGAGCUUGUAUCCAUUGUUGAAAGACGAGAUUUCCCGAACAUCAUUACCGCAAGACCAGACAUUCUCCGGUUCGAAAACGAAGUCAUCCACAAGAACGAAAGAUACUCAGUGGCCAACGAGUUGGUGGGUUCAGUUCUACGUUCUUCUGAAACGGGGCUUGAAGGAGAGAAGGCACGAAUCCUUCUCAGGACUUAGAAUAUUUCAGGUGAUGUCGGUUUCGAUCCUCUCCGGCCUCUUAUGGUGGCAUUCCCGUGUUUCUCAUCUUCAAGAUCAGGUGGGCUUGCUCUUCUUCUUCUCCAUAUUUUGGGGAUUCUUCCCGCUAUUCAACGCCAUUUUCACGUUCCCUCAAGAACGUCCAAUGCUCGUAAAAGAACGAUCUUCGGGAAUGUACAGACUCUCCUCCUACUACAUUGCAAGAACAGUUGGCGACUUGCCAAUGGAACUAAUCCUUCCAACCAUCUUCGUGACCAUUUCGUAUUGGAUGGGUGGGCUCAAACCCUCGCCAACCACAUUCCUCUUGACCCUUUUGAUCGUUCUGUACAACGUCCUAGUGGCUCAGGCCGUAGGGUUAGCCAUGGGAGCCAUCUUGAUGGACGUGAAGCAGGCCACGACGCUGUCGUCAGUGACGAUGCUCGUCUUCUUGCUAGCCGGCGGAUACUACAUUCAGCACAUACCGGGUUUCAUCGCUUGGCUGAAGUACAUUUCGUUCAGCCAUUACUGCUAUAAGCUUCUUGUCGGGGUUCAGUACACAGGGAAUGAGGUAUAUGAAUGUGGAUUAGGGUUGCGUUGUAGGGUUAUGGAUUAUGAAGGGAUUAGGAAUUUGAUGAUUGGGAAUAACAAUAUGAUGUGGGAUGUGUUGGCUCUUGGGAUCAUGCUGGUGGGUUAUAGGGUUCUUGCUUACUUGGCUCUACGGAAUUUAUGACCGUUUUGUUUGACGGUUACUGUCGGAAAGUUAAAGCCAAAGUGUACAAUAAGCUUUUGUCGUUCAAUUAGAAAUGGAAAUAUUAGCUAGUUUCAUUUUUUUGU